This is a messenger RNA of Rana temporaria (common frog), 1181 nucleotides long. It is a transcript of the gene PSMB8, whose product is annotated as proteasome 20S subunit beta 8. Bases 58 to 873 code for a protein of 271 amino acids. Gene Ontology annotation, molecular function: threonine-type endopeptidase activity. The record is from RefSeq and is a predicted model, not a curated record. Lineage: Eukaryota; Metazoa; Chordata; Amphibia; Anura; Ranidae. The transcript has 6 exons. Gene Ontology annotation, cellular component: proteasome core complex.
GAGGAAAGGAGAGGGAGAGAGAGAGAGAGAGAGAGAGAGAGAGAGAGAGAGAGAGAGAUGGCCCUUCUAAGUCUAUGUGGACCCAAACACACCCGGGACUGGCAGAUGCCCUUCAGCGGGGGUAAAAUGAACCCUACCGUUCCCUUCAGUUUGUACGACACCGAGAUGGCCAUUCCUACCGGAUGCCAGCCAGCACAAUUCCUUCGCCGUAUGGAGAAAGGAGAGAACGGGGUGAAGAUUGAGCCGUGGCACGGGACCACAACCCUGUCUUUCAAAUUCCAGCACGGGGUGAUCGUGGCGGUAGAUUCAAGAGCCUCAGCUGGGACUUAUAUUGCAACUCUGAAGGCCAACAAAGUGAUUGAGAUUAACCCUUACUUGCUCGGCACUAUGGCUGGCUCAGCUGCAGAUUGUCAGCAUUGGGAAAGACGUCUUGCAAAAGAGUGCAGGUUAUACCAGUUGAGAAAUAACUCAAGGAUUUCCGUGUCCGCCGCAUCCAAACUCCUGUGCAACAUGAUGCUGCAGUACCGAGGGUCGGGCCUGUGUAUGGGCAGCAUGAUCUGUGGCUGGGAUAAGAAGGGUCCUGGCUUGUACUACGUGGAUGAAAAUGGCACAAGGUUAGCCGGUGACCUCUUUGCUGUGGGUUCAGGGAGUUCCUACGCAUAUGGCGUGAUGGACAGUGGAUACCGCUACGAUCUGACCCCUGAAGAGGCGUACGACCUUGGCCGCCGAGCAAUUAGCUAUGCCACACACCGCGAUGGGUCUUCGGGAGGAGUGGUCAACAUGUACCACAUGAUGGAGGAAGGCUGGGUGAAAGUCGGACAAUACGAUGUGAGCGAAUUGCUGUAUAAAUACACCGAGGAGAAGAGUCAGUAACACGAAUGCCGAAUUAAAAUCCUCUGAGACCUUAAAGGGGCUUUCCUCUUGAUCUUUAGACCUUUCCAUUCCUCUUAUCUAGAUAAUUAAAUGUUCUGUGUGACGCACAAUGCACAUUUUCAUGACCUUACCAUGCCGAAAAAAUUUGCCUCUUAUGCCACGCAUUCAUGUUUUGGUGGAGCUUCCUCUCUACUCCCCUUCCUCUACCAAUACCAACACUGAAACAUCAUCACAAAUUGCAAUAAGCGUAGAUUAAUUGGUUUGCGCAAAUGUUAUCGCGCCUACAAAAUGUGGGAUAGAUUGAUGGC